Falco peregrinus (peregrine falcon) is the source of this 4736-nucleotide messenger RNA. It is a transcript of the gene CHIC1, whose product is annotated as cysteine rich hydrophobic domain 1. The transcript is spliced from 6 exons. Lineage: Eukaryota; Metazoa; Chordata; Aves; Falconiformes; Falconidae. The record is from RefSeq and is a predicted model, not a curated record. Bases 28 to 573 code for a protein of 181 amino acids.
GCAGGCGGCGCGGGGGGAGGGCUUGAGAUGAGUGUACUACUCCCCAAUAUGGCGGACUUCGACACUAUCUAUGAGCUGGAGGAGGAGGAGGAGGAGGAGGAGGAGUCCGAGCCUGUGGUGCGGAGUCAGGAGCUGCCCCGGCCCCGCGAUGCGCCGGAUCCCGUAGCGGUACGGGGCGCCGGGCACAUCACUGUGUUUGGCUUGAGCAACAAGUUUGAUACAGAAUUUCCUUCUGUUCUGACAGGGAAGGUUGCCCCAGAAGAAUUCAAGACCAGCAUCAGUCGUGUGAAUGCCUGCUUAAGAAAAAAUCUCCCUGUCAAUGUAAAAUGGCUGCUUUGCGGCUGUCUGUGCUGCUGCUGCACGCUGGGCUGCAGCCUGUGGCCUGUAGUCUGUCUUAACAAAAGAACUAGAAGAUCAAUUCAGAAGUUAUUAGAAUGGGAAAAUAACAGACUAUAUCAUAAGCUUGGUUUGCACUGGAAGCUGAGUAAAAGGAAAUGCGAAACUAGCAAUAUGAUGGAAUAUGUAAUAUUAAUAGAGUUCUUACCAAAAUAUCCCAUAUUUCGACCUGACUGAGGAACAGCAUUUGGUCUUUCAUGUUACCUGUCAUUUUCUACCCUUAGUGCCUUGUAGAUGAUUUUGGAAAGAAGAUGGUCUACUUUGCUGUGACUUAAAUAUGUUCUUCAGUAGAAUAUCUUCCUUGCUAUGUUACUUUCUUUUGUUAAGAAGAGAACAAUUUGCACAUUUUUUUUAUGUUAAAUGAGGCUUCUGUGUUGCACUCUGAAUUUUAACAUUAACAAUAACUGAUAUAGUUGCCACUAGGGAUCUAACAUCAGUGCUGCUUAAACUUGUUCUGAGCAUGCUGCCUUAUUAAUUUCUAUAUUUGCUGUCCUCAAACAUGCAUCCUAAUGCCAUGUCAUACUAUAUUUCAUUCUAAAUGUUGCAAUCCUAUAAACCCUCAGUAGAAAUGUCCAGGUAAGCGUCUAGUAGUAAUGAUUUUAGUAUAACUUGCUUGCAUAGGACUUGAAAUCAACAGCACUGGUUUUGUCCUGCACUUUGCAAAAUCAUCAUUUAUAUUAGGGGGUUAAUUAUUUUACCCACUAUGGAUUUGUAAAUAUUGACUCUUUGCAUAAUGUAAAGUGUGGUAUGCCAAGGUUUACAGAAUGUAAUAUAGCUUUUAUUCUAUUGCCAACAGUCCGACAUAGUUUUAUUUGUUACAUUUGCUAGUAUUCCUCUGAUUGUAUAGACGCAUUCACAUGCUGGUUUUAUGGUAAAGCCAUAAUAAGUUUGUACAUACUAUCAGACGUGUAGGGCUCAGUUGCACUUUGUUUAGUAAAUGGAUGAAAAAUGCAUAGCAUUUGUCUUUUUUUUUUUUUUUAAGUAUUGCAGGUGUUGUUUGUAGCACCUGACAUAGGAAGCUUAAAUACUGUUCACCUUUGAAAAAGUUACAUUUGUGGGGUAGAUGGUGGCUGCUAUUAUUAAAAUAUCCUAAAGCCUUGUUUUAAGUUAGGGAUAUGUGGAUGUCAAGUUUUGUUUUUAAGUAAGGAAAAAAAUGUUUUGUAAUUGGAGACCUUCAUUACUGAGGGGAAAAAUUUGGAACAGCCAAAUCAAAGCUGAAGUAACCCUUGUGUUAUUUUGCAGCGUGAUAGCACUUCAAUGUUUUAACAGUUAAGUGAUGUGGCAUCCUUUCCAGUGGAAAAAAAAUUUAUUCAAGUGAGAGUAGUGUUUCAAAAUAUGCUGAUGGAAGGAAGUGGAUAAGUUGAAAGGGUCCAUGCAUUUGUUUUGGCAUUCCAGCACAGUCUGAAGAACCACAAAUGCUACAUGGAAUUCAUCAGUAUUUUUGGAUUCUUCCCUGUUUGCCUGAUCCCAGGAAGGGAGAGCAUUGUAGAAAAAGUUCGUGUAAUGGCUGGCCUGAGCAAGACCACUUGAUAAUAGCAAACAAAGGAAAAUUGAUGCAAGUUCCCUCCCUUUCCUAACUAGAAAUAAGAAAUCAGGAAAAAAAGCAGCAGAUGACUGAAUAUCUGCAAGGUGUGAUGAAUAUAGUUGUAAGUGUCCAGCCAUUUCUUUGCAGCAACUUGACUCCUUGUGACAUAACAUCAUCUCAAGUUGCUUUUUAGUUUCAGGGUGACUUGGGAAUUCCUCUGAAUGUAUUUGCAUCUUUUCAGUAUGCAAUAUUGUAUUAAAAUACAGUAUUUGUAACACCAUUGCAUUCUAAUAACUGUAGUAGGCCAGGUUUCUUGUAUGCAGUGUUUACAGAAGGCCAGUUGUAUGCAAGAUGUUACUUCAAAUCAAAUUUCAUGCUAUUCUUACUGUACAGCUGAGAAGUGUCAGAAUCCAGCACUUCCAGUAGUUCCAAUCACAGACUGAUGCUUCGGGUUCUGAAAUCUGUAUCCUUAGUGCAGAUGUUUCAUGUGACUGGUAGAUUGGUGACAACUAACUGUGUAAUUGCAUUUGUAAUGUAACGAAUAAAAAACUGCUGUGGUGUUUGAAUUUAACGUUAGCUACCCUUGCAACUCAGAUUUCUACCACAGAACCAAGCAAAGUGUUCUCUCCAAUUUAUUUUUUUAGGAUGAGUGUUAACUGGAAGCAGAGACAAUACUUAAUGGCAGAAAGAGGCAGUGUAAACCAAAACUGAAACAGCACACGCAAUUCUAUAUAUUUCCCUUACAAAUAAGUUUCUGGAGUAAAUGAAGGGAGCUUAGCUUAAUUAACAGAAAAAUGGAAGUUUCUUUACUGUUACGCCAGAACUUUGUUAGUUUUCUUUUUUCAUGUAAGAAACUUGAGAAUUCUCAGCAGGUUCUUAUUUUCUUCUUUAUGUGACUAUAUUUUCAAAAUGUUCUUUUCCAACUGAGAGAAUAGGCAGUCUGAAUGAGAAUUCCAGUAACUGCCAGCAGUGAAUGCUGAGCGGUCUUCAGUCUUGCUGCUAAAAGAAAUCCUCUUCAGUCUGUGCUGACUUCAUCGUAUUCAGUUCAGAAUUUCACAACCUGAUUUGUUUUCUUUGUAUGAAGUGCCGUGCCAAGCUGAGAGAACGCCCAGAGCUACAGGAGCCCCCAGUACCUCUGGGCUGCUCCCUGGCCACCCUGUGCUGCGGUAUGAGCAGAGAUCCAAGGCAGAACAAGCUGGCAGCUUUGUUUUCCCACCUUCAUCUCAUCCCUUUGUUCCCUUCCCGUUGGCCUGGCCACGUCCAGCGCCAUAGGCUGCUCUGCCUGCUGCAGUUUAGCUGCCUCUGGGUCUUUCCCGGGCACUGUGCAGCACUGAAGCACAGAAUAUUUGUUCUCAAAGUUUACAUUUUAAGUAUGUAAAUUCUAUACAGUUUACUUUGUCCUUAAUUAAUAAUUGUAUAGUCUUCAAACCAUGAAAGGGUCUCGCUUUGUGUUUUAAUAGACAUAUGUGGCCAUAAAGCAACUAGUAAAGAAUGAGAGCCAAAACUGCCAUUUACAGUAAGCGACAUGCUUUAAUAAGUAGAUAAAUUUGCAUUAAAAUGCAAACCCAACAGACAGUAUUAUAUUUGCAUCUGAAAGACACAGGUUCCGUAGGCAGCUCUGAGUACUGCUGUGAACCCUGUGCACUUCUGUGCUGCCUACAGGUUCUUUUUUGCCUAGGCUAUCCUUUGCUUUAAUAUAAAAACAUCCAGCAGGUAAUUAUACCUCACAAGACUGAAAAUUUCAUUUUUGACUAAUAAGUCAGCAUGAGUUGGUAAACCUAUUUAUGGAGGAUACUUGUUAAUUGGAGAAAGAAUUUGUAGCAAUAUGAUGGAGACUAAUGUUAGCAAAGUAUAGUGGAAGUGGUAAAGAAAGUGCCUUGACUGUUCCAACAAAAGAGAAGAGAGGGUAAGGAGAAAAGGGAACUAGUAACUGUGUGAGUUUGCAGCAGAUAUUAAAAUGCAGUUCCUGUCUACCAAAUCAGUAUUCAGUUUUUCAUAUAAACAUGUUGACACUAACUUUCCUUUCUAGGUUUUAUCUAGGAAAUAUUUGGGUUUGUAUCUAGUAAGUUUUGUAUCUAAGGAGUUAUUGAAGUUUUAAAGAAUACUGGCAGAACAUCAAAGCUUUUGCCUACUGAUUCCCCUCCCGCAUCUGUGAAGUUGUCUUAACAUAAGAGCAGGAAAAAAAAAAAAAAAGGCGUUCCAAGACAUGCACAGACAAGUCUAGGGAAGUGCGGAUUCAGUUGUAGAUACGUGACUUUGAAACAGAGAACAUUUUUGUUAAACCUGGUGUGGUCUUGAGAAAUAAAGUUCCUAUGCUUUCCUUGAUAGGUACAAAACUCCAUAUGCAAAACCAUAAAUAUAUGUUCAUUAUCGUCCCACUUUGACAGUUUACAGCAUUCACUUGUCAACACACUACCAUUGGAGCAAUAAAAAUGUCAAGCUAUUAAUAUUCAGUGUAAAUUAUUUAUCAUUUUAGUAAGUAAUGUUAUGUGAUUCUUCUGCCGUUUUUUGUUUUCUGCUUUUGGUGUUAUGGUGUUGUAACAUUACUUGUACUGCUUAAGAAAAGUGGUUUUGUUUAAGCUGUAUGAAACUUCGUGUUCUUUAUUCUGUUUACAAGUGAACAGCCACUUUUUAAAUUGGACCUCACAUCUUAAGAGUUUUCUCUUUUUUUUUAAUUAAAAUAAAAUUCUAACUGAGCUCGCUUUCUAAAAUUUACUGCACUGGUUUGUGCUGUUAAAAGAAGCUGGAAGUCAGACAUGCUUGAUCACUUUGACAUGUUUUUCUUUAAUUAAAUUCAAAGAUGAAAACCUCUGAA